Messenger RNA from Peromyscus leucopus (white-footed mouse), 2033 nucleotides. It is a transcript of the gene Acadsb, whose product is annotated as acyl-CoA dehydrogenase short/branched chain. Gene Ontology annotation, molecular function: flavin adenine dinucleotide binding; acyl-CoA dehydrogenase activity. Gene Ontology annotation, cellular component: mitochondrion. The record is from RefSeq and is a predicted model, not a curated record. NCBI's taxonomy places the organism in Eukaryota, Metazoa, Chordata, Mammalia, Rodentia, Cricetidae. The coding region runs from base 63 to 1370 and encodes 435 amino acids. The transcript has 11 exons.
AGCUCGCCCCACCCAGGGUGCCUGGCACCGAGGUUUAGCGGGCGGCCCAGCCUAGGACGAGGAUGGCGGUGUUUGCGCUCCAGCUGUGGCGUGCCGGCGGGCUGCCGUUCCUAAAGCUACGAAGAAACUUCCCAACUGGCUUGUCUUCUUGGAAAAUUCCUCGUGUCCUAAAAUCCUCGCAGCCAGAAGCUCAACUCAGUAUAACAAAUAACGCACUGCCCUUUGCACCUCUGCAGACCUUUUCUGAUGAGGAAAUGAUGAUGAAGAAAAUAGUUAAAAAAUUUGCGCAGGAACAAAUUGCUCCUCUGGUUUCAACUAUGGAUGAAAAUUCAAAAAUGGAGAAGUCAGUGAUACAAGGAUUAUUUCAACAAGGGCUGAUGGGCAUUGGAAUUGAUGCUGAACAUGGAGGCACAGGCGCUUCCUUUUUCUGCUCCGUCAUAGUGAUCGAGGAGCUGGCCAAGGUGGACGCAUCUGUGGCCCUUCUGUGUGACAUCCAGAACACAAUAGUCAACAACCUGUUUAAAAAACUCGGCACAGAAGAACAGAAGGCUACCUAUUUGCCUCAACUGGCUACAGAAAAAUUAGGGAGCUUCUGCCUUUCUGAAGCUGGAGCUGGUAGCGACUCUUUUGCUUUGAAAACAAGAGCUGAUAAAAAUGGAAAUUACUAUAUCAUCAAUGGGUCCAAGAUGUGGAUCAGCAAUGCUGAACACGCAGACAUCUUCCUUGUUUUUGCAAAUGUGGACCCCACCUCGGGAUACAGAGGCAUCACCUGCUUCUUAGUAGAUCGAGAUACAGAAGGUUUUCAUAUAGGGAAAAAGGAAAACAAGAUGGGGAUCAGAGCUUCUUCCACCUGCCAGUUAACAUUUGAAAAUGUCAAGGUUCCAGAAUCCAGUGUUUUGGGGAAAGUUGGACAUGGUUAUAAGUAUGCCAUAGGAAGUCUUAAUGAAGGUAGAAUAGGAAUCGCUGCACAGAUGCUAGGACUGGCCCAAGGAUGUUUUGACUACACCAUUCCAUACAUUAAAGAAAGGAUACAGUUUGGCAAACGAAUAUUUGAUUUUCAGGGGCUCCAACACCAAGUGGCCCAGGUGGCCACCCAGCUGGAAGCCGCACGGUUACUAACGUACAACGCUGCCAGGCUCCUGGAAGCCGGAAAGCCAUUUAUUAAAGAAGCAUCUAUGGCCAAGUAUUAUACCUCAGAGGUGGCCGGAAUAACGACCAGUAAGUGCAUUGAGUGGAUGGGAGGAGUCGGCUACACCAAAGACUACCCUGUGGAGAAAUUCUUCCGAGACGCCAAGAUCGGUACAAUAUACGAAGGAACAUCCAACAUCCAGCUGAACACCAUUGCAAAGCACAUUGAUGCAGAAUACUGAUGAUGCCUGUGGGAUCGGCCCCUCUCUGGUGUCACUGGCGUACCAUUUCCAACUCUUGUGCCUUAUUAAGUGCAGCCUGCAGAGCACUGCAGGGUUCUAUUGGAAGGCCCUUGUCCUGUUCUCAGACCUGGCUUUUGUUCCUCUCUCUUUCCAGUCUACUCUAAAACUAGUUUUAAGCUUCUGUACACAUUUAUAUUUCUCAUCCUAGUUUCUGAGUAUACCCAAGUUUCACUGUACCAACAUCUGGGAAGAUGAAAAAUUUUGAAGUAUUGGUAUUGCUGACAAAAAUAGUCACUUUAUAUUCCUACUAAAUCUUUGUACUGUGGUAUGAGCCAGAGGAACAUUUGUUACAGUAGGCAAUUUUUAUUCAAUACUUUAUAGAUUCAGUGGUAAGUUGCUAAACAAGGUAGAAACCGAUAAAAUUUAUUUGGAAAAUUGAGAACUGCUAGUUCUAAUAUCAAAGAAAUAGUAGAAAAUAAAGAUGUAACUUGUAAGUCAUAUAACUGACAACAACAAAAGCCCAAAAUAUUAUUUUAACCAACAAACGCAGCAUGUUUGGCUCUGUAAUUGACCUGUAUGAAAGCCGUUACAUGAUGGCUUCAGCAGGACAUUUAAAAACAUGGCCCUGUGUCAGUUUUCAACUAUAAAGUUUAACUAAAGCCA